Truncatella angustata is the source of this 1311-nucleotide messenger RNA. Its product is annotated as dehydrogenase E1 component. Gene Ontology annotation, molecular function: oxidoreductase activity, acting on the aldehyde or oxo group of donors, disulfide as acceptor. Lineage: Eukaryota; Fungi; Ascomycota; Sordariomycetes; Amphisphaeriales; Sporocadaceae. Gene Ontology annotation, biological process: branched-chain amino acid catabolic process. The transcript is spliced from 2 exons. Bases 1 to 1311 code for a protein of 436 amino acids. The record is from RefSeq and is a predicted model, not a curated record.
AUGCCCCCCAGCGCGCCGAGUACCACACACGUCUUCUCACGAAGGGCGAGCAGUGUCUCGCAACGACCAGGCGCGAGCCAUGUAUCGUUCCCCGGCGCCGUGAAGAGCGCGUUUACGAGCGACCUACAAUUCGUGCUUGCGUCCGAGUCGCCGUCACUGCCCACAUACCGAGUGGUAGAUCAAGAUGGGAAAAUCGUGGACUCAUCUUUCAAGGCCGAUCUUAGCGACGAGGAGAUAAUAAAGCUCUACAGAAACAUGCUUUUGAUCUCCAUUAUGGACGUCGUAAUGUUUGAUGCGCAACGCCAGGGUCGUCUUAGCUUUUACAUGGUAUCAGCUGGCGAGGAGGCUAUCAGCAUUGGUUCGGCGUCCGUGUUGGAGAAAGAGGACGUAGUCUUCUGUCAGUAUCGUGAACAAGGCGUUUUCAGGCAGAGGGGGUUUGAGCUGAGCGAUUUCAUGAACCAGCUAUUUGCGAACACCAAGGAUCCGGGAAGGGGCAGGAACAUGCCAGUGCAUUAUGGAAGUAAAGAGCUGAAUAUUCAUACAAUUUCGAGCCCGCUAGCGACACAGAUUCCCCACGCCAGUGGAGCAGCCUAUGCACUCAAGAUGCAGAGGAUCAAUGAUCCCUCCAUACCGCCCAGAGUUGCUGUGGUCUAUUUCGGCGAAGGCGCGGCAAGUGAAGGAGAUUUCCACGCAGCGCUCAACAUCGCGGCGACACGGGCAUGCCCCGUUGUCUUCAUAUGUCGGAAUAACGGAUAUGCGAUUUCGACGCCCACACUGGAGCAGUACCGUGGUGACGGGAUUGCAAGUCGCGGUAUUGGGUAUGGGAUUGACACGAUAAGGAUUGAUGGGAACGACAUAUGGGCAGUAAGGGAAGCUACGAAAAAGGCACGAGAAAUGGCGCUCCAUGAUGGUGGGAAACCGGUUCUCAUCGAAGCCAUGAGUUAUCGCGUCAGCCAUCACAGUACAUCAGAUGACUCGUUUGCGUACCGUGCUAGAAUUGAAGUUGAGGAUUGGAAACGAAGAGACAAUCCCAUCUCAAGGUUACGUAAGUAUAUGGAAAUGAAGGGCAUCUGGGAUGAAAGCCAAGAGAAGGACGCUAGAGAUAGCAUCAGGAGAGACGUGUUGAAAGCAUUCUCCGAGGCGGAGAAAGGGAAAAAACCGCCAAUCAGGUCAAUGUUCGAGGAUGUCUACGAAGAGUUGACUCCGGACCUCGUGGCACAAAUGAAGCAACUGAGAGACCAUUUAGAUAGAUACCCGGAUGAGUACGACGUCAACGAGUUUGAGGGCGGGAAGAAUAGUCUAGACCAAUGA